This is a messenger RNA of Talaromyces amestolkiae, 639 nucleotides long. RefSeq lists its product as uncharacterized. The transcript has 2 exons. Gene Ontology annotation, molecular function: acyltransferase activity, transferring groups other than amino-acyl groups. The record is from RefSeq and is a predicted model, not a curated record. Bases 1 to 639 code for a protein of 212 amino acids. NCBI's taxonomy places the organism in Eukaryota, Fungi, Ascomycota, Eurotiomycetes, Eurotiales, Trichocomaceae.
AUGACCAUCCAUCUCCGUCCCGCCUCUGAAGCAGAUUUGGCGACAAUCGUCGACCUCUCAACAGCCGCGUUCCCUCCUGAACAAGACGCGAUUGUGCGUCACCUCUUCCCGGGGGACCUACACUAUUCGGAAAACAUACGCAACGCAAGGAUAGCGCGCAAAUUGGUCAAAUUCGGGCUCAAAGGCAACAUUAUCAUGGUCGCUGUUGAUGAUGCUUCAAAUUGUAAGAUAGUGGGGUAUGCAGUUUGGGAGGUGCCUGUUUCUUCAUCGGCAGAAGAUAAAAGUGGAGGGGAGGAGGAGGUCAGAUUGCCGCCUCUGGCACAAGAAGGAAUGGAUAAAGCGCCGUUUAUUGAAUUGAUUCGUAUUCUUCAAGAAGAUGUACGGGAGCAAUUCGGUGAGAAGGGAACAGCGGAUGUUUGGACACUCGACUCUCUAGGCGUUCAUCCAGAGCACCAGCGAAAAGGAAUUGGUCGGUUGUUGCUCGAUUGGGGUAUCAAGGAGGCAUCUAAACAAGGGCGGGGGUGUUAUCUGGUUGCCACACCAGCUGGAUUGCCAUUGUAUAGGAGCGCGGGGUUUGAGGAUGUCAAGGUUCUGGAUAUCUUUGGGACGCCGCAUGUCUCGAUGCGAAAAAGGGUUUGA